UGUCGAGGCCGCAUGCUAACUACGUCCUCCGCAUGUGUUCUGGAUCGCUGUAUAUAGGACGUCAAGUGGGAUGUACCCAAGGAAGGCGGCGGUGUGAAUGACUAUAUGGAGAUCAUAAUUAAGGACACGGUCACGCUACACAAGGUGCUCUCGCGGUAUCUGUCGAGUUCCGUGGUGGAGUUCGUGAUGACCCAAGUGUUCGCGGGCAUCAAUCAUCGGCUCUCGGAGGAGUAUACCAAGAUUGAGCUGCCGUCCCAAGAGGCGAAGGAGAGGUUGCUCGCGGACGCGCGGUAUCUUCAUCAGAAGCUCACAGGGUUGAAGAACGUGGGCGCACCCACCGCCAUGCUGGAGAUUAUCGUGCAAGAGAAGCCUGUGAGGAUUCUCUCACCCGCUGUCCGCGAGGCAGCCGCGCCACAACCCACACAGGCGACACAGGCAACCCAGCGGAUUAAGGGCAUUCUCCAACGGACGAACAGCAAGCGGACGUCCCUUCUUUCGCCAGUUCCCGCGCCCAUACCCGUACCUCUCCCAGAGAAGCCGCUACCGACGCCGACACCCCCGCCUAGCGCGCCGACACUAGACCCAGAUGCUAGGGCUCUAUCAGUAGCGCCGACCCCCGCGUCACGAUCGGAGGAUGCGCUCGCGAUGACACAGUCUCCAUCUGCCUCCCAGGUGGACUUAGCCGCGCCGAAUGGAAAUACCAAUGGCGCGAACGUGCCGUUGUCGGAUGCUGAAGAGCCUCCGCCAGAGGCGCCACCAAAACCGUUGUCACCCGCUGCAGUGCCCCUACCUCCGUCAUCACCCAUGCCCACGCCUACCCUCGUCAUCGACAAACCGCAGCCGGAGGUGCCAAUGCAGAACGGCAAUGGCGUAAAUGGCGAUGCUGUGAACGGGCAUGCUACAGCUGAGAUGGAAGAGCCUCCUGCUGUGUAACGUUGCGGUGGAUGUGUUGGGGUGGACAUAGGAUGACUUCGCUACUAUUGCCCGCACUUUACUUACUAUACCUAUCCUCUGGACGGAUACGAUAACUUUCUUCGUUCGCGCAUAUACUUGAGUGUGCCAGUGGCACCAGUGAGUUCGUGUAAGAAACAUAUCAUGCAAGCCCAACAUCAUGUCGC
Molecule: messenger RNA, 1118 nt
Organism: Rhodofomes roseus
Lineage: Eukaryota; Fungi; Basidiomycota; Agaricomycetes; Polyporales; Fomitopsidaceae
Exons: 3
Coding region: 106-933 (275 amino acids)
Biological process (GO): Golgi to vacuole transport; retrograde transport, endosome to Golgi
Cellular component (GO): GARP complex
Molecular function (GO): syntaxin binding
Source: RefSeq, a predicted model, not a curated record